Molecule: messenger RNA, 1545 nt
Organism: Dioscorea cayenensis subsp. rotundata (Guinea yam)
Lineage: Eukaryota; Viridiplantae; Streptophyta; Magnoliopsida; Dioscoreales; Dioscoreaceae
Product: zinc finger protein GAI-ASSOCIATED FACTOR 1-like
Exons: 3
Coding region: 103-1383 (426 amino acids)
Cellular component (GO): nucleus
Molecular function (GO): DNA-binding transcription factor activity
Source: RefSeq, a predicted model, not a curated record
UUAUCUCUCUUAAAACUUUAUCUGCAGCUAGCAUCACCAUACUCCUCCCAUUUUUCUGAACAUAUAUAGCUUCAAAGAGGUUAAUAAUUAGCUGCAAAAACUAUGUCAAGCCUAUCUACAGGUGGAGAGAGCUUCUCUUCAGGGAGUACAAGAGAGGAUGGAGUAAAGCAGCAAGGCCAAAGACAGCCACAAAAUCAAUCAUAUGAACCCUCAGUUCCCACAGAGGUCAAGAACAGUAAGCAACAGGCCUCAACUCUUCCUGUCAAGAAGAGAAGAAAUCACCCUGGCACUCCAGACCCAACAGCAGAGGUAAUCGCUUUAUCUCCAAAAACCUUAAUGACGAGGAACCGCUUCAUUUGCGAGAUAUGUAACAAAGGCUUUCAAAGGGACCAGAACCUCCAGCUCCAUCGCCGAGGUCAUAACCUGCCAUGGAAGCUCAAGCAGAGAACAAACAUUGAGACACGGAAAAGAGUAUACAUAUGCCCAGAAGUCACAUGUGUUCACCAUGAUCCAAGCAGAGCACUGGGAGAUCUCACUGGCAUCAAGAAGCACUUCUUCAGAAAACACGGCGAAAAGAAAUGGGAAUGUGAGAAAUGCUCGAAAAAGUAUGCAGUGCAAUCUGAUUUGAAGGCUCACUCCAAGACUUGCGGCACUAGGGAGUACAAAUGUGAUUGUGGCACCAUCUUCUCUAGGAGGGACAGCUUCGUCUCGCAUAGAGCCUUCUGUGAUGCACUUGAAGAGGACAAUAUCAGAGUCGACGAAGGCUUAAGGGACUCAAAAACAAGAAACUUUAAAGGCGAAAACCCCCAGUUAAUCAUGCCAGUCUCUGGUAACAACACUAGCAUGAUCAAGUCUUCUUUUGCUCAAGACUUCAUCCCAAUGCCUAUCAAGUCAAUGAGAAUGGCUGAUGUUGGCAUGUUCUCAAGCAACUCCGGCCCUGUCUUCGGCCUAAUUCGUAGCAUCCCAUCGUCGCCGGCUUCCCUCCAACUCUCUCAUGAUAGUCCUGGAGGCUCAUCAGCGCACAUGUCAGCAACUGUGCUCCUCCAGAAGGCAACCCAAAUGGGAGUCACUUCCAGUUGUAGUAUAAACUCUACCAUGAUGCAGCAAAGUUUUAUCCCCAACAUGAGAUCAUUUGGGCAAUUGCAACAGACUCAAAUGGUGGGCAUUGAUGAAGGAGGCCAUGCAACGUUGAAGAAUAUUAAUGGUGAUGGUAAUACAACUGCUGUAGAUUUCUUGGGUAUUGAUGGGCAGAGGGCUUUGGUAGGUCUCCAUGAAAAGGAGUUUGAGACAAUUAGCCAACAGAUGCUGCAAAGCUUGCAUGCUUUUCAUCAGCCAAUGGCACAUGGACAUGCUGCAAUUGGGAAACCAAUGUGGGAUGUUUGAGUUUGUGAGUAUAAUUAAGAACAUUAAUGAAGUGUUUUUCACUUCAUCAGAGGAGGUUUUCUCUCUAUAUGUUGAAUUAAUUAGUGAUCAAGUUCAAGCCAAUUAUAAGGAUUGAAGACUUUGGGUUUUAGAAUGUAUUAAAAGCAGUGAAAAACAGUUGAG